GCUUGGGUGGAAUGGCCCUCAAGGGGCAAGGCUUAUUCGCAGCCCCAAAUUCCGAAAAGCCGGCCAGACCGUGGAAGUGUCUGAAGGUGGAAGGAGAGGUCGCGGAACCAGCGUUCCGGUAGUCGUGGUUGUCUGGGGGAAGCCGAUCCUGGGGACCGGUAGUGGAAAGCUCUUGCGCCGUUUCCGGCCACCUCAGCGGGAAGCGUAGACGCCAGCAGCCGCCUCUGGGUAACUGAGACAGGGUCCAACUGUUGUCGCGGCGGAGGAAGUGAGGGUGAAGCCAACGGUCUUCCGGGCCAGGGUCGGGUCCCUGUGGUUUGUGAAGAUGGUGUUGCUAACAAUGAUCGCCCGAGUGGCGGACGGGCUCCCGCUGGCAGCGUCGAUGCAGGAGGACGAACAGUCUGGCCGGGACCUUCAACAGUAUCAGAGUCAGGCUAAGCAACUCUUUCGAAAGUUGAAUGAACAGUCCCCUACCAGAUGUACCUUGGAAGCAGGAGCCAUGACUUUUCACUACAUUAUUGAGCAGGGGGUAUGUUAUUUGGUUUUAUGUGAAGCUGCCUUCCCUAAGAAGCUGGCUUUUGCCUACCUAGAAGAUUUGCACUCAGAAUUUGAUGAACAGCAUGGGAAGAAGGUGCCCACCGUGUCCCGACCCUAUUCCUUUAUUGAAUUUGAUACCUUCAUUCAGAAAACCAAGAAGCUCUACAUUGACAGUCGUGCUCGAAGAAACCUAGGCUCCAUCAACACUGAAUUGCAAGAUGUGCAGAGGAUCAUGGUGGCCAAUAUUGAGGAAGUGCUACAACGAGGAGAAGCACUCUCAGCAUUGGAUUCAAAGGCUAACAAUUUGUCCACUCUGUCCAAGAAAUACCGCCAGGAUGCAAAGUACUUGAACAUGCGUUCCACUUAUGCCAAACUUGCAGCAGUAGCUGUAUUUUUCAUCAUGUUAAUAGUGUAUGUGCGAUUCUGGUGGCUGUGAAAUAAUGAAUACAGUCACUGGUAAGGGAGAACCUAGAACCCAGUAGGUGUAUAUUUUCAGGAAACUGAGCUCACAGAGAUGUGUAUUAGAAUCCAAGCAGAACUUCUGCCUCUAAAGACCUUGCAAGAAAAGACGUGUCCUGAAAAUGAAAGGUUACACCUCAUUAAAUGAAGCUUAACCCUAUGUAGAAUGUCUCUUUCGGGGGCAGAGGCUUUCUCUGGGUGCUAAGCCAUAUAUGUUAGGGAACAGUAGAUUGUUACUUUGUUUUUUCCCUCCCAGUACAUUUUGGAAAUGGCACUGACUGGGGCAUUCUCAUUCUCUAAUGGAGCCAUCAAUGAGCUAACCUGUGCUAGCAACAUUCUGAAAUUCCUUCAAAGAAGGCAGUCCUUUUGGAAGGGUUUUUUGUUUGUUUGUUUUUUGUUUUUUGACUCUAAUCAACAUUCCUUUUGUUGGUGACAUUUGUGAUUUUGAGUAAUAUGAGUUUUUGAUGGCCUUUUAAAGCAGACUCCAGUAUAUGAAGGUUAAUUGCUGUGCUCUACAGACCUUGUCAAUUGGCCCCUAUAGCAAGUUAACCUUUGUUGUUUUCCUUUUAUAAACUGCUUAUUGCACAAUUGCUUUAGGGUUAAAUGAAUUAUAUUAAGAUGGCUUGAAAUUAUAGCGGUCCUUGAUUAAGAAGCUAAAAUGUUUCUCCAUUUACUCCUUAAACAAAAGACUAAAAUUAAUUUGGGACAUUGUUAGUUUUACUUUGAAGCAUUUGAUUUGUAUUGGUAUAAGAGCAAGUACAGCAUAUGCUUAAAUGAGGCCCUUGGCUUCAUGAGAAGAAAGGAAGACCCAGGUUAUAGUUACAGCUUUCUCCUGCCCCUUCUUUCUCUACCACUAUUUUCUGCACUGUUUAUGUUCCUCCUUCCACAAUUUGCUAACAUUUAAAAAUUUUUCUGCACCCAGUAGUUUCAUGUCCUGUAGACAUCCUCUUAGGACAUUCUCAAAUUUAAGAAUAAAAGAUAUUAGUCUAUAUAGCUAAUUAAAGUUUUUGCAGUACUCAAGCUACUAAAUACGUUUACCUGAGAAAAAGUCUCUGAGAGCACCUCAUUCCUGUUUUAGUUCAUGUAAAUUCUCUGAGAAUGUUCUAGAGAUAGAUAACCCAUUUAUAGUGGUUUCUAUUAACUAAUUAAAGUACCCAUGAUUUUUUCCUUUUCUGCUCAGGGAUGAUGAGGAUUUCCUUUUACCUUCUAAGGUAGAAUUUUUUAAUGAGGAGAAUAGGCCUUUUAAAUAUUAUCGUAAGGGUCUACAAUAUGACUUAAAACUCCUAUACAUACUGCAAAUAUUUCUUUAAAUUGUAUGGCAAAACGAGCCAACUUAUUUCUUAAUAUCUUUGGCGAGAACUUAACCAGUAAGCAAUUUUAUAACCCUGAGGGAUCAUCAAAGAUACUAUCCUGAUUCCCAGGUAAGGAAAAAAAUAUUUUUCCUUAUAACAAGGCAAGGAGAAAUGCUAUUUUAUUCCUGAUAAUUUAUAGAACUACAAAAAAUUUUUUUCUUUCUUUUAUGGACUUAAAUCUGCCAAUUGGGAAUUUUGUGCAUGAAAUAUGAAGUUACUUUUUAUAGAUAAUAAGUGCUUUUAAGUCCCCAAAAAGCUCCUCCCUAAGUAAUGAUGAUGUUGAUAAUCAAAGCCUUUGAAAGGCUGAAAUCCUAAAUAGUGGUACCAUAGUAUUUGGUGCUUCUAAAAGAGUGGAGAGGGGCAGCUCAUUGUUGAGAGUUGCAUGCUGCAACCUAAUGGUCAGCAAUGAAAUAAAUACUUCUAGAAUGUUCA
Messenger RNA from Saimiri boliviensis boliviensis (Bolivian squirrel monkey), 2780 nucleotides. It is a transcript of the gene SEC22B, whose product is annotated as SEC22 homolog B, vesicle trafficking protein. Gene Ontology annotation, cellular component: membrane. Gene Ontology annotation, molecular function: SNAP receptor activity. Lineage: Eukaryota; Metazoa; Chordata; Mammalia; Primates; Cebidae. Gene Ontology annotation, biological process: retrograde vesicle-mediated transport, Golgi to endoplasmic reticulum; endoplasmic reticulum to Golgi vesicle-mediated transport. The record is from RefSeq and is a predicted model, not a curated record.